CCAUCAAUCACAACUUGAACAUGUCUUCAUGUCUUCAACAUGUCUUCAUCAUCCAUCCUCUCGUCUCAUUCACGCUUACAUCCGACCAUCCAUAUCUCGCUCACCCAGACGCCAUCUGCACCAUGCCGUACGUCUAUGAGAUGUUUCCGCGCGACUGGCGUCAAUCUUCCUUUCCUCACGACUUGAUCCCACACACGCUCGACCAGUGCGCCGCACUGCAUACAUUCCCCCCGGUGGCUCCCACCUUCUACGACCGUUUGAAGGAGAUUGAGCUCGCUCAGCCUCAGCCUCCGGCCACCCCCGCCCCGCAACAUUGCCCAUCCAGCCGGAUCGCAGCGCUCAGCGAUUCAGGCCAGCAACCGUCAUCCUCAUCGACGCCGGGCACCCGCAGGACUCGUCACCCGACCGCCCAUACGCACGAGCUAUUCUUGCAGCUAGGUGGCCGCGUUCGGUUUCAAAGGUCAACGACGCCCAUUCACACGUUCGUCCACAACUUGCUCUCGCCCGUCUUCGCUGCCAUGGAACGCCUCUCCGACUCCAGAGCUGAGGUACUCUUGCUCCGGUGGCACGACGCCCUCCGCAUGCAGGAGGCCCGCCUGUGGGCUUUCGCGUCUCUCGACUCCGUCUGGCCUCCCACACCGUAUGCGCAGCGGGGCCCAAGCACCACGGACGUGACGUUGGUCUCGAGCCUUCCCGACAACGAGGUGGGCAUCACGGGCGAGAUCCUGGUCCCGUCAAUUAAGCAACUCGUACACGCCUUCUUUCAAUCGAAUUGGAUCGACACACUGUCGCAUGUGGUGGGGGCAGCGCCGGAUGUGGGCUCAGGGACGGCGGAUAUCGCGCUCCGUCGGCCAGCCGACUGGACCAGCCAGUCCAAGCCCGACUGGGACAACGUUGAGAAGUUUGUUAUCGAGACGAAGCUUCUUUCCCCCCAAGACUGGGCGUCCCUCUUCCGUGCUCUCGACGACGACCUUGACGAGGGUUUCAAGUUGCAGUACAACACCCGGAGGGGAUACGUGAUCGACGUCGAGGGCGUCGAAGGAGUGUGGUGUAGCGUGCUUGCUCAGAUCACGGAGGAGUUCCACCAGAACCGGGCCAAGUUCGUUCUUGUGACAGACUACGAGCGCUACGUCCUCUUCGAGCUGGAGGACAGCACCACUAUCCGGGUCAGCGAGGCGCUGUACCGUGACCGCCAUGCGGUUCCGGACGACGACGUGCUCAGGGCCGACCAGCGGGACACGCGCACGACCCCGAUGGAGCUUAUCUUUGCCCUCGUUAUGGCGGCCAAGGAGUCGCCCAACCCCGGAAUCUGGCAUGACAUGGCGCGCGUGGACCAGGCGGUCAAGCAUGACAUGGCAUCCAAGAAGGGCCUGGGCCAGCACCUGGGCAAGCGGCGGCGCAACGACGCAUCGGACGCAAGCGGCGACACCUCGUCGGCUGGCACGCCCAUGACGCUGGCGGUCACCCUCCAGUCCGGGCUGUAUGCCGCGGGCGACCGGCCGAGCUACUCCCUCCCUCUCGCCGGACUCGUGGGUGGCCGGCUCAAGAUACCCGCCAGCCGGCCCGACCUUGUCGCGACGAUCGUACCGCUCGUCAGUGCGGGCGCGCUCGCGACGGCCGACGCGUGCCCCGAGACCUCAUUUGAGUCGGAUGACCAACCGAGCCUGUGCUGGUCGAGCGACUCGGACAUCGCCGCCUUACCGUCCGUCGGCCUCACGUUCGACGAGUUCAUCGGCGGCGGGCGCACGUGGGACGCGUACGCCGGCACGCUCGCAGUUGCGCUGCCCGGCGGCGACAGCGCGCGCGCGCCCGUGGUGUUCAAGCACGCCGAGACAUCGGGCCUCGAGACAUCCGCGCACGCCUGGGCAGGGUACCACGAGUGGCGCGCCCUCCUGGGCGCAAUCUACACGGAGGCACACGUCCUCCUCCGCCUCGGGGUCUCCGCGCCAGGCGUCGCGCCGGACUUGUAUGCGAUGUGGGACGACGUGGGAGAGCCGGGGCGAGCCGGAGCAGGCAACACGGCGGUCCCGCGGUGCCACAUCGUGAUGGCGCUCGAGGACUGCGGCCACGCCGUGGCGCGCACCGAGGCCGAGAUGCGCGCGCUAGAUGCCCACACCAAGAGUGACAUUAUCACCGCGUACGCGCGCGUGCACGCUGCGGGCGUGCUGCACGGGGACGUGGAGUCGCGCCACGUGCUCCGCGACGCCAAGGGGACCAUCCGCAUCAUUGACUGGGAGGGUGCGCUGAUCGGCGCGGACGCGGACGCGAUGCAGAACGAGAUGCACGAGGUGCUCGUCAUGCUCGGCCUGGAGGAGGAGGAGGAGGAGGAGGAGGAGGAGGAGGCGGAGGCGGAGGUGGGGAAGGGGUAUGGCGUGGAAGGCGGGGAGGAAAUGGGGAAGGGGGACGUCGAGGUGGUGUAG
Molecule: messenger RNA, 2420 nt
Organism: Cutaneotrichosporon oleaginosum
Lineage: Eukaryota; Fungi; Basidiomycota; Tremellomycetes; Trichosporonales; Trichosporonaceae
Source: RefSeq, a predicted model, not a curated record